Molecule: messenger RNA, 942 nt
Organism: Oncorhynchus gorbuscha (pink salmon)
Lineage: Eukaryota; Metazoa; Chordata; Actinopteri; Salmoniformes; Salmonidae
Product: synaptogyrin-1-like
Cellular component (GO): neuromuscular junction; synaptic vesicle membrane
Source: RefSeq, a predicted model, not a curated record
GCCCUUGAAUUGAAUUGAGCGAGAGAGAGAGAAAAUCACAACACAGGCAGAUAGACAGCAACAGACACGAAGCGGGGAUUUGAGAUAGGACCAAAUAGACUGAAGAGGGAGUUGGCGAUUGAAAAAGUGAGAGAGAUAGGGUCAAUACACCGGGCGAAACGGGGACAUUGAUUUGAGGAAUUUUGCGUCAAAAUCGGUUAGAAUAACUCUCUGUGUUCCCUGAGUGACGGGAAGGGAGAUAACACACACACACACACACACACCGUCCGGAGUCCGAAAAUGGAGGGCAUGGCAUAUGGAGCUGGGAAGGCUGGAGGUGCUUUCAACCCUAUAACGUUCUUCCAGCAGCCACACACCAUCCUCCGGAUCCUCUCUUGGUUUUUCUCUAUUGUGAUCUUUGGUUCUAUAGCCAACGAGGGUUACGUGAACCGACCGGACGAGGCCCAGGAGUUCUGUAUUUUCAACAGGAACCAGAAUGCGUGUAACUAUGGACUGUUCAUGGGAACCUUGGCCUUUCUCUGCUGUCUGGUCUUCCUGGCCCUGGAUGUCUACUUCCCACAGAUCAGCUCUGUCAAGGACCGCAAGAAGGCUGUACUGGCAGACGUAGGGGUUUCAGCAUUCUGGUCCUUCAUGUGGUUCGUGGGGUUCUGUUUCCUGACCAACCAAUGGCAGGUGGCGAAGCAGGAGGACAACCCCCUGAGGGAGGGAGGGGAUGCUGCUCGUGCUGCUAUCACCUUCGCCUUCUUCUCUAUAUUCACCUGGGCGGCCCAGUCCUUCUUCGGCUAUCAGAGGUCAGCUGGGGCAGACUCUGCUCUCUUCUCCCAGGACUACAUAGACCCCAGCCUGGAUGCUGGGGACCCCUACACCUCCUUCACGGCUGGGGGGACGAUCUGGGACAAGGAGCCCCUGUGGGGGGUCCUCCUAUCAGGGGAUGAACAGUGA